AUGGGCGAGGACCACACCGGAACCGAUGACUGGCUUCAGAUCCGUACCAUGAAAGCUGAUGACGUAGACCAGGUUCUUGACAUGUGGAGGGAACUGGGCCGGCAUCGAGACGUGGACAACCUGAACAUCUUCUACCAGGCGGACCCUGAGGGCUUUUUCGUCGCUAUCGACACCAGGAGUGGGCGGCUGGUGGCCACCUGCUGCUGUGUGAGGCAGCACCCAUCGCUCUUCAGCAUCGGCAUGUACGCUGUGGUGAAGGAGCUCCAGGGCCGUGGCCUGGGACUCCGCCUUUGGAAGACCGCGAUCCGGCGGAUGGGCGACUCCAACGCGAGCCUCAACUGCUACGCCACAAACGUCGGCCUGUACCGAGACCGCGCUGGCUUCGCUCUGGUUGAACCCUGGGUCAUAGUGGUCUUCACCAGCUCAGCCGUGACAGCAGAUAGGCUACCGGAGCCGUCAAAGGAACUUCGCGUGGUGCCCGUUGGCACGCUGCUCCCGCAGGUGAUCGCGUACGACAGGUCAGUCCACCGCUAUGACAGAACAGAGGUGGUUACGUUGACUGUCCGCGACCCCCACGGGUUCACGAGGGCCGUCGUACGUCGUCAGGCGGGACGGGACGUGGUGUGCGGCUUCGGCAGGAUCGGCAGGAGCGUCCUAGGAGGAGCCAUCCUCGGGCCAGUGUACGCCGAGAAUGUCGACGUCGCCGGUGCCCUCCUGAGGGUGCUUGUCGAGGGCUACCCGCUGGCUCGGGACGGCCUCUGCAUGAAGGUGCCGGGCUGCAACCCCGACGGCUGCGGGCUGGCUCGGAGUCUCGGCUUCGUAAAGUGUUCCGAAGUGCUCCGUUGCUACCGGAAUGAAAAAACGCAAGCGCGAGUAGAACACAUCUACGCUCUGCACGACAAUAACUUCUGCACCUUCUGA
Messenger RNA from Ixodes scapularis (black-legged tick), 921 nucleotides. RefSeq lists its product as uncharacterized. Lineage: Eukaryota; Metazoa; Arthropoda; Arachnida; Ixodida; Ixodidae. Gene Ontology annotation, molecular function: acyltransferase activity, transferring groups other than amino-acyl groups. Bases 1 to 921 code for a protein of 306 amino acids. The transcript is spliced from 3 exons. The record is from RefSeq and is a predicted model, not a curated record.